CAAAGGUCCUCUCAGACUCUACAAGUUAAUGAGGGAUGUAGCAGAGACCCUGAAGCCUUCAGACCCCAGCAGAUACAGAACACACAGACAGACGGACUAACAGAAAAGAAAGAAAAAAAACCCGAGGACAACACUGAGUUUGAAAUGACGUGGCGUGAGCUUCGAAGUCGUCAGUUCUGGCGUUCCAUACUGGCAGAGCUGCUUGGCACCAUGGUGUUGGUGAGCGCUGUGUUGGGUGCAUCUGUGCCAGGCCCUGGAGAGGCCCCCGGGGGACCCCUGUACCCAGCAGUGGCAGUGGGUGUAGUGAUUGUUUCACUGGCCCACUGUUUUGGAGAGAUUAGUGGGGCACAGGUGAACCCUGCUGUGACUCUGGCUCUGCUGGCCACACGGAGGCUAGAGGUCCUCAGGGCCCUUGUUUAUAUCGUUGCACAGUGUUUGGGGGCUUCUUUAGGGGCCGGGGCCCUCUACCUGGCCCUGCCGCUCAAAACCACUGCAGACUACUUUGUCAACAAGGUGCCAAUAGAGUUGUAUGCAGCCCAGGCUCUGGGCAUAGAGGUUUUGUGCACCUUCCAGAUGGUCUUCACUGUGUUCUCAGUGGAGGACCAGCGGCGGAGGGAGAGCCCAGAACCAGGAAAUCUGGCCAUUGGAUUAGCACACUCUGCUGGAGUGCUAAUAGGGGCGCGGUUCUCUGGUGCAAGUAUGAACCCUGCACGUUCUCUGGGUCCAGCCAUCAUCACUGGCUUCUGGGAAAACCACUGGGUGUACUGGAUGGGACCGGUGAUCGGUGCUAUACUGGCCGGUGUGUGCCACGAGUUCUUCUUUGCACGCAGCGCCUCUCGCCAGAAGCUGGUGGCAUGUCUGACCUGUAAGGACAUCGAGAUCGUGGAGACGGCCAGCAUGACCGGAUCAUCGCUGUCCACGGUCACACAGAACGCCAUGAGAGCCAAGCAGGCCAACAAACAAGAGAACAGAGGAGAGAACUGAGGAGACAUGCAUGAAAACAGAGAAAUACACAAAACACACAUUCUGCAAUAAUGCAGUGAUGUUUAUGAAGAUGCAUAGUGUACAGUUAAUGUCACAAUCAUGUAGAUCAGGCUCGACUGGUGGCAGCCAAAGAGGGGGAGAAGCUAUACAUAAGCUUA
Messenger RNA from Thunnus maccoyii (southern bluefin tuna), 1142 nucleotides. RefSeq names its product aquaporin AQPAe.a. NCBI's taxonomy places the organism in Eukaryota, Metazoa, Chordata, Actinopteri, Scombriformes, Scombridae. Bases 145 to 984 code for a protein of 279 amino acids. The transcript is spliced from 6 exons. Gene Ontology annotation, cellular component: plasma membrane. Gene Ontology annotation, biological process: transmembrane transport. Gene Ontology annotation, molecular function: water channel activity. The record is from RefSeq and is a predicted model, not a curated record.